AUGCCAGGUGCUCCGUUUGCAUGGGACGACUACGUCAAUUACCAGCUCGGCCCUGCGCUGCUGUACGCCGACCAGCCCCUGGGGCUCGACGCCCCCCCGCCGUCGCCGCAAGGAAGUGUGACGGGAAUGUUUCCGCACCGUGCGGAGCUCGGCGUUCUUCGUCUCCAUAAGAGCGCCCCACAGCGAGUCAUGCCCGAGGCCCCACAUAACCCUUCUGAGGCCGCAGCCGGCCCCUCCCGUCGCAGUCCACAUAGCGAAUCACGCGGCAUGGACUACCCAACCGCGGAAGCCCCCUCAGAAACCUCAACACUCACGCCUCCCGUCAAGCAUCCGCCUCUGCUGAGGGGCGACGAUGUGUCGGCUGCAUCUCUAGGGGGAGCACUCGACCCAACGUCGUGCAGCCGCCUAGCCCGCAGGAGCACGCUCACGCUCACGCUCUCGCACGGCGCGUCUCAUCGCGUGCGCGUGUGGCGCUCAUCGCCGAUCCCGCCGCUAGUCGUGCGUCUCGCUUCCGCUCCUCGCACAUCAAAUCUCACCCCCACGCCCGCGCCCGCCCCACACGAGUCGCCCCGGCUCUGGGAGGAGCACAACGAUCCUUACGCCCACGUCCGCGAACGGAUAUCCAUCUGCCAGGAUCGGAUCACGGAGCACGACUGGGUUCUAGCAUACGGCGGCGCCGCGCUCGAACAGAGCCGCCAUUCUGGUCGGUCCUUUGCGGCCCGUGGGGGUCCUGGGGCUUGCACUCGACGCUUCUCGUUCGGCGGCGAGCGGAAUACCCUCGGAUGGCAGCGCCAGAGCGCUCGUGCAAAUAAGCGCAUCGAGCAUUUCCAGCAUCUGCAGGAGCAUUAUCUUGGCCUUAUGGGCGCUGAUAAUGGGCGCAGGGGCACGGCAUGUGCGGGAGUAUGA
Messenger RNA from Cutaneotrichosporon oleaginosum, 906 nucleotides. RefSeq lists its product as uncharacterized. NCBI's taxonomy places the organism in Eukaryota, Fungi, Basidiomycota, Tremellomycetes, Trichosporonales, Trichosporonaceae. The record is from RefSeq and is a predicted model, not a curated record.